CAUAAGUCUCACUGGUAUUAAAGUUUUGAUCAUUGGCUUGUACAUAAAAUUAACAGUGUUGCUUGAUGUAUCAUUGUUAUUGUUGCACUUGCUUGUACUAAUACAAUUUUAACCUUCAUUUACCAUCACUAUGAUGCAUGUUUAUUUUGAAUGAGAUGAUAUAACUGGUUGUCUGAAUCAUAUUGUUGUAUGAGCAAAUGUGGCUCUACAGUCCUUGAAUGUAUGCAUGCGGGUCAUAACAGUGAACUUAUUCAGGUUUUGGUGACUGGUCACAGGUAUGCAAUUUAGAAGCAAGAUAUGUGUUGAAGUGAAGAUAGUCUGCAUUGAGAUAGACUGCAUUUUGUGAUUGAAGGGGAGUCGGGUCACGGCCCUUCAAGGAUGCCUAUUAGGCAGCAGGACACAUACCGUGCCCUGGAGCUGCUCGAGGAGUUCCGAUGCCGCCUGGCCGCCCGGCCAGGCCAGCAGAAACUGGCGGCUGCCAUCGAGAAGCUCAUCCUGGUCUGCAACUCGCGGCUCUUCCAGGCGCUCAUCGACAUCCAGGAGUACUACGAGCUGACGCUGGUGGACGGAGCCGGGUCGGCGGUGACUGAGACGACACCGGCCAGCCGCAGAUGGGGCGACGGCAGCGGCGGCGAGCCGAUCCCAGUGAGACACGGGCGCUCACCGCUCCUGGCCGGACAGAUACCGACGGACACACCCUCUGGCCCGGCGCGACUGGGGUCCGCCGGAGCCGGCCGUGGACGUCGGCCGUCUGCUGGCGAGGCCACGCUUCCAUCAGAGAACACCAGCUGGGACGACGAGCCGGUCACAGCGCCGCUGCUCGGUUCGGUGGACAAACAGCUGAACGGCGAUGCGGAGGAGUGGGAGUAUGAGGAGAUCGUGCUGCACCGCGGCAGCCAGGGGCUCGGGUUCAGCAUCGCCGGCGGUCACGACAACCCGCACGUGGGCGAUGACCCGUCCAUCUACAUCACCAAGCUGAUCCCGGGCGGCACGGCGGCGCAGGACGGCCGGCUCCGAGUCGGCGACAUGAUCGCCCGCGUCAACGGCGUCAGCGUGGUGAACGUGACCCACGAGUGGGCCGUCGAGUCACUCAAACGGGCCGGCACCACCGUCCAGCUGUCGGUGAAGCGGCGCCGCCAGCCUCGCCGGGAGCUGCUGGAGCGGAUAGAACUGUUCAAAGGAAGUCGUGGACUGGGUUUCAGCAUCGCCGGUGGGAUCGGCAACCAACACAUACCCGGGGAUAAUGGUAUAUACGUUACAAAGCUGAUGGAGGGCGGCGCCUCUCAGCUGGACGGACGGCUGGCCGUCGGCGACAAACUGGUGGCCGUCGACGCCGGGCGGGGCGUGGUGGAGCUGACCAACGUCACACACGAGGAGGCCGUGGCCACGCUCAAGUCCGUCCAGGACCGGGUGGUGCUGACUGUCUCCAAGAUGGCGGACAGUAACAAUCAGCCGCUGCCAGCCACUGUCACCGGGUGGGCCGACACCAGCGACGGCGGCCGCCCCGCCGCCCCCGCCCCCGCCCCCGCCCCCGCCCCGGCGCCGGCGCGGCAGCCCAGUCCGGCGCCGGUGUACCAGCGGCAGCCCACCCCGGAGCCGGUCCCCCACCGCCAGCCCACGCCCGAGCCUGUGUACCACCGUCAGCCAACCCCAGAGCCGGUGCGCCGACAGCCCACACCGGAGCCGCUGGAGAGGCAGCCGGUGUACAAGAGGGAGGACCCGGAGCCGACGUCCCGACCCGUCUCGGUUCACAACACCUCCGGCUACUACGGCAACUCUUCCUACGAUCUGAGCGCCACGCCGCGGGCUGUCAGCACUGAGGACAUUUCCAGGGAACCCCGUCAGGUGGCGCUGAGCAAAGCCUCCGGCCAGGGUCUGGGCUUCAACAUCGUCGGCGGCGAGGAGGCCGACGGCAUCUUCGUGUCGUUCAUCCUCGCCGGCGGCCAGGCGGACCGGAGCGGACAGAUAUUCCGCGGCGACCAGAUCCUCUCCGUGAAUGGCACCGACCUCAGCAAGGCGACACACGAGCAGGCGGCCGCCGCCCUGAAGGGAGCCGGCCCGCUGGUCAGUCUCUGUCUCCAGUACCGGCCCGAGCAGUACAACCGAUUCGAGGCCAAAAUUCACGAGAUUAAGCAGAUGAUGUCGGGAACUCUGCGUACCACGCAGAAACGGACGCUCUACGUCAGGGCGCUGUUCGACUACGACCCGCGCAUGGACGACGGUCUGCCGUCGCGCGGCCUGCCGUUCUCCUUCGGCGACAUCCUGCACGUGACGAACGCCAGCGACGAUCAGUGGUGGCAGGCGCGCCGGCUGACCGCCCAGGGCCAGCCGCAGGCGCUCGGCAUCGUCCCGUCCCGAGGCCGCUGGGAGAAGAAGAUGCGCGCCCGUACACGGACUGUGGUCUUCCACGGACGCGCUCACGAUAUGUCAACUCUGGAGCGGAAAAAGAAGAACUUUUCGUUCUCGCGCAAGUUUCCGUUCAUGAAGUCGAAGGAGGAUGUAAAGUCGGACGAUAGUUCCGACAAUGACCCGCGCGCUCCUGCCGCUCCUGUGUGUCCUGCCCCUGCUCCUGGUCCGGCUGCGGGCGGGCUGCGCGGUCGACUGCGCGGCCGGCCGAUCCCUCUGCUGCCCGACCUGCCGGCCGCCGCUCGGCACCGCUCGGGCUCCGCGAGCUCACUGCUGCGCCUGGUGCCGCAGCUGCCGCGCCUGCUGAGUCGCCGCCGGGCCCGCUCCGCCUCCGGCCUGUUCUCCUCAGUCACAUCCCUGGCCUCCAACGACUCGCUGACGACGACGGCCUCGGAGCCGGAGGAGCGGAGCGUGCCCGAGGAGCCAGUGCUCUCCUACGAGCCCGUCCAGCAGGUAGAGGUCAGCUACUGCCGGCCCGUCAUCCUGCUAGGACCACUCAAGGACCGCAUCAACGACGACCUCAUCUCGCAGUACCCGGAGGAUUUCGGCAGCUGCGUGCCGCACACGACGCGGCCGCGCCGGGAGGACGAGGUCGACAGUCGCGACUACCACUUUGUCGAGUCUCGGGAGCAGAUGGAGCGCGACAUUCAGAACCACCUGUUCAUCGAGGCGGGACAGUACAACGAUAACCUGUACGGCACCAGUCUGGCCAGCGUGCGGGAGGUGGCAGAGGAGCAAAGGAAGCACUGCAUUCUGGACGUGAGUGGUAACGCCAUCAAGCGGCUGCAUGUGGCUCAGCUGUACCCGAUCGCCAUCUGCAUCCGGCCUCGGUCGGCAGAACAAGUCAUGGAGUGGAAUAAGCGACUUACAGAAGAUCAAGCCAAAAAGACGUUUGAGAAAUGUCAGAAAAUUGAGUCGGAAUUCGGCGAGUACCUCACAGCGAUCGUCUCUGGCGACACCCCUGAGGAGGUAUACGAGAGGGUGAAGGACGUCAUCCGCGAACAGGGCACCAACAGGAUCUGGAUACCCUCCAAGGAGAAACUCUGAGCGGUGGAGCGUCCUGCCGCGAAGCCACACCGAAUCUCAGCAGCGAGCGGGGCGGCCGGCGCUCCAGCAGUGACGGCCUGUGCUCCAAAAGUGUCUGAUGUCACUUGAACGGGGCGGCUGACGCUCAAACAGGGGCGCUCUGGCCUCCAACAGGGACAACUGGCGCCCCGAGAGGGGCCUCAGACGCUCUCGCUGUGACGACUGCCCGGCUGCCCGGCGGCGGUGUCCGCUCAGUGUCGGGACCGCAGUGCAGUGUCCGUGCUGCUCACCAGAGCUGAACUCUCGGCGGCCAUAGAGACUGGACGCUCGGCCGUCCGCCCCGGCAUCCCACUCACACAUCGCCAACUGUACAUAGUGUAUUCGUAGUUCUCAUUCAUUUCUAGUUAUUUAUAUUUUAGCGUGGCGGCGUCGGCGCAGCGUCGCGUGCCGGCAGCCUUCAGUUGUGCAAUCACAGUCAUAUGCCGGUCGACUGGACUCCGGUGACCUGACCCGGGGAGGUGGGGGAGCGUGUGUCACGUGACUCGCCUCCCCGGGCGGGGAAGGAGGACCGGGGAGCGGCGGGCGUGUGUUGAUGUGUAAAUAUACACAACCAUGCGAGA
Messenger RNA from Amphibalanus amphitrite, 4052 nucleotides. RefSeq names its product disks large 1 tumor suppressor protein-like. The transcript is spliced from 22 exons. NCBI's taxonomy places the organism in Eukaryota, Metazoa, Arthropoda, Thecostraca, Balanomorpha, Balanidae. Gene Ontology annotation, molecular function: kinase binding. Bases 379 to 3453 code for a protein of 1024 amino acids. The record is from RefSeq and is a predicted model, not a curated record. Gene Ontology annotation, cellular component: neuromuscular junction; postsynaptic density membrane; neuron projection. Gene Ontology annotation, biological process: chemical synaptic transmission.